Bufo gargarizans (Asiatic toad) is the source of this 1585-nucleotide messenger RNA. RefSeq names its product myozenin 1 (gene MYOZ1). NCBI's taxonomy places the organism in Eukaryota, Metazoa, Chordata, Amphibia, Anura, Bufonidae. Gene Ontology annotation, cellular component: actin cytoskeleton; Z disc. Gene Ontology annotation, molecular function: actin binding; telethonin binding; FATZ binding. The record is from RefSeq and is a predicted model, not a curated record. The transcript has 6 exons. Bases 212 to 1132 code for a protein of 306 amino acids.
CUGCACUUUGCAUCAGCACUUUGUGCUGUGCAGACCCCCCAGUGCACACGUCCUUCUUCUUCUCCUGCUGCUCUCUGCCAUAGUGAACCCCAAGAAACCAAGUGAAAAAGUGAGCGACAUUCAGAUUACGUCAGCUAUAGAAGAAGAGAGACCAUUACAUUGAUCAUCAAUUUCUCAUCCAAGAAAAACACAGAAAAAAGUAUCUGCUACAAUGCCUUUGUCUGGAACUCCAGCCCCAAAUAAGAGGAAAAAGGCGACAAAAAUCAUCAUGGAGCUAACCUCAUCAGGAGAAGGAGAUCGGGAUAUCUCCAGACUAAAUUUAGGGAAGAAGAUCAGCACUCCAAGAGAUAUUAUGCUGGAGGAGCUAUCUUUAUUAAGCAAUAAAGGCUCCAAGAUGUUUAAACUUCGUCAAAAGCGAGUGGAAAAAUUCAUCUAUGAGAACAACCCUGAUGUGUUCUCCGACAAUUCAUUGGACCACUUCCAGAAGUUUAUACCAUCUGUUGGAGGCCAUCUAGGUGUCGGUGGAGGAGGAAGUUAUGGUUUGCUUCAAGGCAGUGGACGAUUUGUGUCUAGUCUGUCUGGAGGGCAACAUGGACAUGGAGGCCAAUAUCCACCAGUUCCUCCACCAAAGCCAGGGAGCAAAGGUAGUGCAGGAGGUCAGCAAGGCACUGGUGGCAGUGGAGGUCUGGGCAGCGGGGGUGUUGAUGGUGCAGGAGGAAAAGAUGGACAAUCUGGUCAGCCAGGAGGUGAAGGUGGGAAGCAUAUCACUAUCUUUAAGACUUACCUUUCUCCCUGGGACAAAGCUUUGGGAGUGGACCCACAGCAAGCAACAAACUUAAACAUUAACUUAUUGGAUUAUGCUAGAAAGGCUGACUUGUGCAAGUAUAAAUCAUUUAACAGGUCAGCAAUGCCUUAUGGAGGGUAUGAGAAAGCGUCAAAACUGAUGACUUUCCAGAUGCCUGACUUUGAUGCUGGGCCCGUAGAACCAGAGCCUGUAACAGUCUUCAAUCCUAAUGUCAUUAACAGACCAUCAUUCAACAGGACACCAAUUGGAUGGUUGGGAUCUGGUGAGGGUACACACUACAACAUUGAACUUAAUGUACCCAUUGAUGGUGAAACAGAAGAACUGUAAAGUCGUGGAUCUCCAACAUGAAAAAAAUCUGUAGCCUGUAGGUGUAUGACAAUUUACAGAUAUGACCUGUUCCAGUGGCCACCAAACCUUAUUAGGAAAUGUGCAAUAACUCGAGUUGUGACCACUUAUUAGCCAAGGGCACAGGUCACAUCAAUGCUGCAUCCUAAUGUGCUCUGUUUAAAGCAGCCAGGCUUCCCUAUGUAUGUUGAUGUAAACUAUAGCACUCUGUGAAGGUUGUUUUAAUGGAAAACAAGAAAAGUUUAAAGGGGUUAGCAAUGGAGGACUAAGAAAAUGUAAAAAGACAGCUAGUAGAAGGCAAUGAACGCUUAAUGUUUUGCGCACUGUGGCAGAAAGGACAAUCUGUAAAAUGUAACCUAUCUAUCCAAAAUCCAUGUUCUUGAUUUGCAAUUUUUCAUCAGUGUAACUGAAUAAACACAUACAGUAUCUACAGAA